This is a messenger RNA of Dictyostelium purpureum, 1005 nucleotides long. Its product is annotated as WD40 repeat-containing protein. Gene Ontology annotation, cellular component: bub1-bub3 complex; kinetochore; mitotic checkpoint complex. The transcript has 3 exons. Gene Ontology annotation, molecular function: ubiquitin binding. Gene Ontology annotation, biological process: mitotic spindle assembly checkpoint signaling. NCBI's taxonomy places the organism in Eukaryota, Evosea, Eumycetozoa, Dictyosteliales, Dictyosteliaceae. The record is from RefSeq and is a predicted model, not a curated record. The coding region runs from base 1 to 1005 and encodes 334 amino acids.
AUGACAAGUGAACAACAAUCAUAUUAUGAACUAAGACAGCCACCAUCCGAUGGUAUAUCCUCUGUAAAUUUUUGUCCAUAUUCUGUAAAUCUAUUAGUAACUUCUUGGGAUAAUACUGUUAGAUGUUAUGAUACACAAAAUAAUGUACAGAAAUGGCAAUAUACACACAAAGGACCAGUUUUGGAUGGUUGCUUCCCAGAAAAAACAAAAAUAUAUUCAUCAGAUAUUUUUGGUGGAAUUAAACAAUAUGAUCCGGUAAGCGGGGUUGAAAAAGAGAUUGGAACACAUAAAAAAGGAGUAAAAUCAAUUGUAUAUAAUAUAACGACACAACAACUAUAUUCAGGUAGCUGGGAUCAACAUUUAAAAGUAUGGGAUACACGUAGCGAUACACCAGAAAUCAGUUCACACAAUUUAGAAUCAAAAGUUUAUACCAUGGAUUGUUCAUCCAUUAGCAAUAUGUUAGUUGUGGGUACAGCUGAUAAAUAUAUAACAAUUUUUGAUAUUCGUAAAAUGGAUAUGCCACUACAAAAAAGAGAAUCCUCAAUCAAAUAUCAAACUAGAUGUAUAAGAUGUUUUACCGAUGGUAAAGGGUAUGCCUUGGCCUCAGUUGAAGGUCGUAUCGCUAUGGAAUAUUUUGAUCCUUCUCCUGCUGCCCAAUCUAAAAAAUAUGCAUUCAAAUGUCAUCGUCCAAAUGAAGGUGGUGUGGAUGUUGUCUAUCCUGUAAAUUGUAUUGCCUUUAAUCCCAUCUAUGGUACAUUUGCAACUGGUGGUUGUGAUAAAAAUGUUUUCUUUUGGGAUGGUGCCAAUCGUAAACGUUUACACUUUUUAAAAACUUAUCCAACUUCAAUUUCAUCAAUGUCUUUUAAUUCUGACGGUAAUAUUUUAGCUGUUGCUUCAUCAUAUACUUUUGAAGAGGGCGAGAAAGACCACCCACCAGACCAAAUUUUUAUUCACCACAUAAACGAAAAUAAAAUUAAACCUUUUGAAAAGCCACCUCAAAAAUAA